This is a messenger RNA of Didymodactylos carnosus, 1957 nucleotides long. NCBI's taxonomy places the organism in Eukaryota, Metazoa, Rotifera, Eurotatoria, Philodinida, Philodinidae. The record is from the annotation of a GenBank genome assembly.
AUGAAUAAGUAUUACAAAAAGCGAAGACAUGAUCUACCAACUAUUAAAGAAAAUGAUGUUUUAUGUCAACGUUGUUAUGAAAAAGAGCAUAAACGUAUGAAUCCGAAGAAAACUGACGGUGAGACAACUGCAAUAUCAAUGUCAAAAGGUUCAACAGCAUCAUCAACAAUGUCAUUAACAACAUCUGCUUCAUUAGAUUUUGACAAAAGAAAUUUACGAAUUCGAUCACCAUCAUCUCCAUCCAUUGAUUUAGAUCAACCACUAGAUGAUAAUAUGAUUAUAUCACCAGCAACUACUCCACAUCGUCAAACGUCAAGAGACCUAAUUUAUUCACCAACAGUGUCACCUUCUGGUGCUGAACGAGAAUUAAAUCAUGAUAAAAAGUUAAAUGCAGAAAAGUUGAAUGAAUUACUGCAAAAAGUUGGUGAAUCACCAAUCAAAGAUCAAAGAAAUUCGAAUAUUGUUAGACUAAAAUGUAAUAUAUUAUUAAAUCAAAUCAAAUCUUUAGCAACAUCAAUCACACAACGUUCAUCAAGCUCCUCUUCAUCAUCAGCUAUAACGGCGACCGAUACAAAUGAUACGGAUGAUAAAAUUGAAGUAAUUCAAAAUUUACCAUUAACAGAUAUGAUACAUUUAGUUUCUGGUUUAAGACAAUUAGUAUGUCUUAGCGAAUUUGAUGAACAAAUACGACUUUUAACAUUAAGUCCACCGAAUUGGUCAAGAAGAGCAAUAGCAAGUUUUUUUCCAGUCACACAAUGGCAAGCCAGAAUAUCAAUAGAUUUAAGAUUAGAUGAUGGUAUUCUGGCCAAAUAUGAAAAUACUCAAGAUCGAGGAAAAAUAACAGCUGAAACAAUUGCAAAAGUAUUAGAUUUUUUCGAAGAUGAUACGAUAAGUCGUGUAUCACCAAAUGUUAAAGAUGUAAUUCAAAUCAAGGACGAAUAUGGUAAUAAACAUCCAAAACAAUGUCGAUUUAUGUUGAUUUCAUUAACAGAAGCUUUUGAAAAUUUCAAAGAAAAAUAUUCAGAAGAUGAUUCAAUCAAAAUAGGACAUUCAAAAUUUUGUCAAUUGUUGCCAAAGUGGAUUAAACAACAAAUCAAGCACAAUUCUUGUUUGUGUGUUUACCAUGAGAAUUAUCGUUUACUUCUUACUGCAUUAUCAGCAGUUGUACAAUGUUCAUUAAAAUCAGCAGAUUUUAUUAAUUCAAUAGUUUGUAACCAAGAUAGUUAUAAUUGUAUGAGUGGAGAAUGUCCACGAUGUAAAGAUCAAUGUCCGUCAAUUGUUGUACGACAAUUAUAUCAAAUUGAUUUGAAUGACAAUAUUACUUGGAUGACUUGGACAAAAGUAAAUCAAAAGUUAACGAUAACAAGAGUUACUGGAACAAUUUCGGAUUUAUUGAGUAGAAUGGAUGAACUAUGGAGUAAUUAUAUUUUACAUUAUUAUAUAACAUCAAAACAAUAUGAAUAUAUUAAAGAAUUGAAAAAUAAUUUAUCACCGUAUGAAGUCGUAGUCCAGAUGGACUUUGCCGAAAACCAUUCAUUAGAAAUUCAAUCUGCUAUACAAUCUAAUUACUGGUCUCAAUCACAAGCAGCAAUUUUUACCGUCUGUGUUAAAACACAUGAUGCUGUGAGUAAUGCUAUUUCUUCAAGUAUUCAUGGCAUGCAUUUCGUGCAUACUCUAUUUCUAAAAAGAACAAUGUGGCAUAAGAAGUCAUUUUACUUUUGGGUGUCUAGUCAUUAUUGAGUCUCUUGAUUGCAAAAUGUUUUCAGUGUUUUCGUAAAUUCCAAGAGUGAGAAAAAUGCUAUGCUAGGAAUUCUUUUCAUCGUAAAAAGUUUUGUAAUUUACUAUACAAAAUGGUUUCGCACAAAACUAUUAGUAGAGUUCAUCAAAAAUCGUUUCAGUCACAUAUUUCGUACCAUAACAUUUUUCCACUACGGAAUUCUUACGGUUUGGAUGUAUC